AUGAACAAAAAAUUUGCAUUUCGUCUUGCCACGUUAUCUGGUCUCACAAUUGGCAGUUUCAUAGGUGGCAUUACAUAUGAACGGAAUCGUUGCAACACACUUAUUGACCAAUCGGUUAAUCCUUAUGUUCUUCAUGCUGGCAAAGAUAUUAAACAGCUUACCGCAAUGCCAGCACUUCCGAUAUUUGGAACGGUGUCAGCUGCAACACCAUUCGUUCCUGAUACACCAAAGCCAUCCCAAUUGGAUCAACCGAAUCGGGUCUCUCAAAUUAUGAAAUACGGUUUUCCAGGAUUGGAUAAUGUUCGCUCGUAUUCUGACUAUGUGCUUUCAUACGACCGCAGAAAUCGUGUCGCACAUUGGGUGUUCGAACACCUAACACUGGAAAAUGUGAAAUCGAAUCCAAGUGUUGACCGUAGCAAGUGCGAUUUUAAGCCCGACGAAAGCAUACAUCCAUUUUUCCGUUCAUUGAAUUCCGAUUACAAAGGUUCCGGAUUCGAUCGAGGACAUUUGGCUGCUGCUGGCAAUCAUAAAUCGCAUCAAGAACAUUGUGUACAAACAUUUUAUCUUACGAAUAUGGCACCACAAGUCGGUUCUGGCUUCAAUCGAGAUUCAUGGAAUCGCUUGGAAAAACACGUUCGCAAAUUAACAAAAUCGUAUUCAGAUGUAUACGUUUGCACUGGGCCACUGUAUCUACCGAAGAAAGAAGCCGACGGCAAAGCAUACGUAAAAUAUCAAGUAAUUGGCAAUAAUUCCGUUGCGGUUCCAACACAUUUCUAUAAAGUCAUCGUUGGCGAAACUCCGGAUGGCAAGCUAGAGCUAGAAUCGUAUGUGAUGCCAAAUCAAGUAAUCGACGACAAUACACCAUUGAAUGUGUUCCAGGUACCACCUGAAGCAGUUGAACGAUCAGCCGGUCUGUUGUUCUUUGAUAGAAUUUCGAGAAAACAAUUGACAAAAAUUAACGGCAAAAAAGUGUAGAUAUUUUUCAUGUAGGACAUAGUGCAAAUUGUACUGAAUUUUUAGCGAAAUGUAAUUUGUAAUUGCAAUGUAAUAAAAACGAUUUUUGGUCGAAUUUGUCAAAUAAUAUUACAUGACAAAUGAAGCGGUUCCAUUUUCCAUGGCGUUUCAGUGCGAUGACAUGUGACAUAUUGAAACGCGUCAACUUCACUUUAUAUACACACAUUUCAGCAAGGCAAAGAACGGACAGCACUAAUACUAGCAAACAUACUCAGUUAAGUCGAUGUACGAACAAUUUAAAGAAUAUUUUGGAUUUUCACGCUUUUGUUUUUAAGGUAAAAUCAAAAUAACAUCGUGUAAAACUAAAAAAGAAAUUUAUUUCCAUCAAAUUAACUCAAGUUCAGAUGCAGCGAAUUCCAUUGGACAAAACUCAAAGCAACAUGACAAAGGAGACUAAAGAGAAGGCUAUGUAUCAAACAUGCGAUUUGGAUGAGUAUUUGAAAUCAUAUGCUUAUGAUGAUGAUCACAUCUCCCCCGAAGAAUUCCUGCAGACUCGAGAACCGUUGCCAGAGGAAACCAUCCGAACGCCGGAAGAGUUUUUGGAACCACUUCAUCCAUCGGAAUAUGCCAAAGAUGGUGACAUCACACGAAUGCUACGAAAUAUGCCUGGUAUUUUGCCGGCUGUCGUAAAUUUCCCAAAUGGUUACGUGCAGCCGAAACCAUUAGAGCAACCAGACGUUAUUUUCAACGAUCGCAUCCCGAUUUUGCUCAGUGAGAAGUUCUUCAAAUUCCGUAACGAUUUUGUUGAAGAGACCACCGAUGUGAGCAAUUGUACUGACGACGGCGACGAUGCAAACAACGGUAACAACAGCAAUGGCUACAACGGUAAAAAUGCUCAAAAUGAAAUGGUAAAUGCUAAACGGCAGUUUUGGACGGUGUUCACGGACACCGACUUCGAUGAACUCAGCGCGGUUCCAGUCAACGAGAUGCAACGGUGCACCAUCGCAGAUGGAGAAAAAUCGACAGUCAACAAAAAAUCAGCACAACGUUACUACACGCCGUACGAAAUUUACAUGAUGAAACGAGGCAACAAACACUAAGCGGUAACACUCUUCUUUUCAACAUUGAAUCGGUUCCAUUGAUUGGGAUAAAAUUUUACACCAAACAAUAAUAAUAUGGGUCAGUCGAACUCAAACAAAUAUCCUUAUUUUAAACUGAUUUUUUUAAAAACACAGAGAAAAUUGAAAAAAAAAUUCUACCUAAACAUAUUUAUUAAUAUGAACCAAAAACACAUUUACAGUUAUUUAUCAAGAUGAGAUUAAUAUUAAAAUGAAUAAGAAAAUAUCGAACGAAGAAAAAUGAGCAAAAAAAAAUCUCAUAACGGUCUCAUUUAUACAUUUACACAUUUCAAGUGAUCAAACAACUGAUAAAAUAAGACAAAAGGUCUUGAAAAUAAUAAAUUACAUGCUGUGUCUAGAGGUUGCUGUGAAUAGAUGGAAGAAAUAGUGAUUAUGAAGCCAUUAGAAUAUAUGAAUUUAGGAAGUAUUUUUCUUUAUAAAAGAAACAAGUUAAAAAUGUUGAGAAACGCAGAAUAUGUUGGCAAAAGCAAUGUUAAGACUAUAAUAUUAUCUCAAUUUCAAUACCAUUACUUAAAGCUUAAGUAAAUAGAGGCAAGGAAUAAAUAAAUACAA
Sitodiplosis mosellana (orange wheat blossom midge) is the source of this 2645-nucleotide messenger RNA. It is a transcript of the gene EndoG, whose product is annotated as endonuclease G, mitochondrial. The record is from RefSeq and is a predicted model, not a curated record. Gene Ontology annotation, molecular function: metal ion binding; single-stranded DNA endonuclease activity; RNA endonuclease activity. Gene Ontology annotation, cellular component: nucleus; mitochondrial inner membrane. Bases 1 to 975 code for a protein of 324 amino acids. The transcript is spliced from 5 exons. Gene Ontology annotation, biological process: apoptotic DNA fragmentation. Lineage: Eukaryota; Metazoa; Arthropoda; Insecta; Diptera; Cecidomyiidae.